Molecule: messenger RNA, 1547 nt
Organism: Solanum verrucosum
Lineage: Eukaryota; Viridiplantae; Streptophyta; Magnoliopsida; Solanales; Solanaceae
Product: aspartyl protease family protein 2-like
Exons: 1
Coding region: 1-1386 (461 amino acids)
Biological process (GO): proteolysis
Molecular function (GO): aspartic-type endopeptidase activity
Source: RefSeq, a predicted model, not a curated record
AUGGAAGUGAAACUCAUUUCAAUUCUCUUCUUCUUCACCAUUUUUGUUGCAGCUCAUUCUCUUCAGUAUCAAAAACUUACCCUAAAUUCCCUCCCUCAACUUCAAUCCCUCUCAUGGGAACCACAACUCUCUUCUGAUAACGAAAACACUCUUUCUGUACAAUUACACCAUGUCGACUUACUCUCACCUUCCUCCUUCAAUGCAACUCCACAUGCAUUGUUCAAACUCCGUCUCCAACGCGAUGCUAUUAGAGCUAAAUCCCUUUCCCUUCUUUCUGCUUCCGCUGCUAAUUCCACCGGUAAGGAUUUCAGCAGCUCUGUUAUCUCCGGUCUAUCUCAGGGUAGCGGCGAGUAUUUUACUCGUAUUGGAAUCGGUACGCCUACUAAGUACGUUUACUUAGUUCUCGAUACUGGAAGUGACAUUGUUUGGAUCCAAUGUUUGCCUUGUGCUAAAUGUUACUCUCAAUCCGACCCGGUUUUUGACCCGAGUAAGUCAUCUUCCUUCUCUCCGGUCACUUGUGAUUCUCCGUUGUGCCGCCGGCUUGAUUCCUCCGGCUGUAACAAUCGGAACAAAUGCCUUUACCAAGUCUCAUACGGCGAUGGUUCGUUUACCGUCGGCGAAUACUCGACGGAAACUUUGAAUUUCAGAAAAACAACUGUUACCAAUAUUUCCUUUGGAUGUGGCCAUGAUAACGAAGGUUUGUUUAUCGGAGCUGCCGGUUUAUUGGGUUUAGGAAAAGGGAAACUCUCGUUUCCGGGUCAAGCCGGUAGCCGGUUCGGUCAGAAAUUCUCAUACUGCCUUGUAGACCGGAUCGGUUCAGCUAAACCGUCCUAUAUUGUCUUCGGCGAAUCAGCAAUUACCCGAAAUACCAUUUUUACCCCUCUCCUCACCAAUCCAAAACUCGACACGUUUUACUACGUGGAGCUCACCGGAAUUAGCGUCGGAGGUACGAAGGUUCCGGCGGUCACGCCGGAGUUGUUCAAGCUUGAUACUGAAGGUAACGGUGGGGUUAUAGUCGAUUCGGGUACUUCAGUGACCCGGUUGACCCGACCCGGUUAUAUAGCAGUGAGGGAUGCUUUCAGAUUAGGUGCUAAGGAUUUGAAGAGAGCACCGAAUUUCUCUUUGUUCGAUACAUGCUAUGAUCUGUCGGGUAAAACACAAGCGAAGGUACCGACGUUGGUUUUGCACUUUGCCGGAGCGGACGUGGCAUUACCGGCGGCGAAUUAUAUGAUUCCGGUGAACGGUGAAGGGAGAUACUGCUUUGGAUUUGCGGGUACAAAUGGCGGGUUGUCAAUAAUUGGGAAUAUCCAGCAGCAGGGUUUUCGGGUCGUGUUUGAUCUUGCGGGUUCUCGAUUAGGGUUUGCUCCUCGUGGGUGUUCUUAUUAAUUAAAAAAAUUAAGUUAAACAGUUUGUUUAGUAAUGAAUCUCUGGAAAGGCAGAGAUAAUAUUAGCACUUUUGCAGAAAAAGAGGAACAGCUUCACAUGUUUUUGUUUUGCAUUAUGUGCUAAUCAUGGUGUCUUUUUGCUAAUUUUUGUUUUUAACAAAA